Molecule: messenger RNA, 1800 nt
Organism: Colletotrichum chrysophilum
Lineage: Eukaryota; Fungi; Ascomycota; Sordariomycetes; Glomerellales; Glomerellaceae
Exons: 5
Coding region: 1-1800 (599 amino acids)
Biological process (GO): ergosterol biosynthetic process
Cellular component (GO): endoplasmic reticulum membrane
Molecular function (GO): Delta24(24-1) sterol reductase activity
Source: RefSeq, a predicted model, not a curated record
AUGUCGGGCCGCUACUCCCUGCGCCAGACUCCCAGGAAGAAGGAGCUCUUUGAGGGUAUGGUUGAGACCCCUCGACGUGUCUCCUCCCGCCGCAAGUCACCCGAGAACGAACCCACGGCAGACACCACCGAAUCCAAGAUGCCCGCUCGUACUCCCCGCCGACGCGCUACCGGCAAGUUUCGCGAGGAGCUUGAUGACGAGAUGGUCACCGACAAGUCCGUCUUGAACGGCAAGGCUGAGGUAGAGGAGCCUUUGGCCAACGGUUAUUCCAACGGACACGCGAACGGGCACACCAAUGGACACGUGAAGGAGGAGUCCGUCAACGGUCACGCUACCAAUGGGCACGUCGAGGAGAAGAAGCUCGAGCUUUUCACGAACGGCGACGCCGCUCCUCCCACGAAGGAGAACGCUCAGCGUGUCUAUCAGGAGGGGGAGAUCAUUGACGGCUGGAAGGUUGGCACCGACCCCAAGAUUGACACUUCGGGCGAGUUCGAGUUUGGUGGCAGCCUCGGCACCUUGUCCCUGAUGAUUGGUUUCCCUCUUCUGAUGUGGUACAUGUGGAUCGGAGCCACCUACUAUGACGGCGGUGUGCCGCGCCCUCGGGAUGGAGAGUCACUAGGAGAGUUCUUCCGCCAUCUUGCUAACCUCGUCUACACUGGAGCAUUCCCUUCUCUCCGUGCCUGGCGCAUCUACUGGACCUUCUUCAUCUUCGAGGGCGCAUGCUACUGCCUCCUGCCCGGCGUCUGGGCUUGGGGCAAGCCUCUUGCUCACGAGGGUGGCAAGCAGCUGAAGUACUUCUGCAACGCCUACGUCAGUUGGUACUUCACUAUCGCUGUCAUGGCAGUGCUGCACUUUAGUGGUCUCUUUCCCAUCUACACCUUCAUCGAUGAGUUUGGACCUCUCAUGACGGUUGCUAUUCUGAGCGGAUACCUUGUGUCUUUCGUCGCCUACUUCUCUGCUCUAUGGAGGGGGGCUCAGCACCGCAUGACCGGCUACCCCAUCUACGACUUUUUCCUUGGUGCCGAGCUGAACCCCCGCAUGUUUGGCAUCCUCGACUUCAAGAUGUUCUUCGAGGUCCGCAUCCCUUGGUUCAUCCUCUUCGGCCUCAGCUGCGGUGCUGCUGCCCGACAGUACGAGAGAUACGGAUACAUUUCUGGCGAGGUUCUUUUCCUCGUCCUGGCCCACUACCUCUACGCCAACGCUUGCGCCAAGGGUGAGCAGUUGAUCGUGCCCACCUGGGACAUGUACUACGAGAAGUGGGGCUUCAUGCUCAUCUUCUGGAACCUUGCCGGUGUCCCUCUCUCCUACUGCCACUGCACCAUCUUCCUCGCCAACCACCACCCCGACGAGUACAAGUGGAACCCCAUUGCGCUUACCGUCCUGUUCAUCGCGUACCUGUUCGUCUACUGGGUCUGGGACACGACCAACAGCCAGAAGAACAGCUUCCGUGCGCAGGAGCGUGGACAGCUCAUCAACCGCAGGACUUUCCCCCAGCUUCCCUGGAGGGUCGUCAAGAACCCCAAGACCAUUACCUCGGCCAAGGGCGAUGUCAUUCUCGCUGAUGGCAUGUACGGAUACGCUCGCAAGAUCCAUUACACUUGUGAUGCUUUCUUUGCCAUCUGCUGGGGCUUGAUCACAGGUUUCAAGAGCCCCUUCCCCUGGUUCUACCCCGUCUUCUUUUGCGGCAUGAUUGCCCACCGCGCCGCCCGUGACAUCCAUCGCUGCCGCCAAAAGUACGGCGACGCCUGGACCGAGUACGAGCGCCAGGUGCCUUACCUGUUCAUCCCCUGGGUUAUCUAA